Molecule: messenger RNA, 2673 nt
Organism: Cyanistes caeruleus (blue tit)
Lineage: Eukaryota; Metazoa; Chordata; Aves; Passeriformes; Paridae
Source: RefSeq, a predicted model, not a curated record
AUAAAUGUAAUUGCAAAUGAGUUUGACUAUGAAUUCAGAAUAGGAAGCCAGCUUACAUGUCCAUUAUUUUAGUAGAAAAAUUAGUAAUAAUGAGACUGAACAAUGAUAACAGGGCAUGAGAUGAAUUCUCAUAGUUCAUGCUUAAACAAAGCCAAACCAGCAAAACAAGAACCUUACCAGACUUCUGUUCUCAUAAAGGAACUUAUUUAUAGGUGUUGAAAAGCCUUAUCUUACAACCACAGAUGUAUAAGAAAGCAGAAAACCCAAAAGUCUCAACUUCUGCAGAGCUAAGCAGAGUUUGACCUGUGAUCAUUCCUAUGCUGUGGAGGAAGGAAACUGUCCUGUCUGCAACUCUGGCUGAUUUGUGUAAAAUGCACUUCUUGGACACUGAGUCCAUUUUCCCUGCCGGAACCCUUGGAUGCAGCAGCUGUAAAUUGCUUCCACACAAUCCAACACCUGAGCAGACAGAAGAGAUGUGUCCAUCUGGUCACUCAUGUGAGGACAGACACGGACACAGCACUACUGCACAUGGGCUUUGGGAAUAGACAGCUUGGUGAUGGCUCGUGGAGCUCAAGAGCUGUUAAAUAUCACUGAAAAGACAAGUUUUAAGGCAUAAAAUAGCAGCAGGAUGGAAAGUGGGCAGUCCUAAAGAGAACCCCUCCACCCCUUCAAAGAGGGAAGCACUAUAUAAAGGAUUGCAAGGUGCUUCUGUGCUGUACCUAAGGACUGUUACAGCUGCUCUUCUAUUCUAUCUCUUUUUUUUCCUUAAUGGAGCUGAUCCUGACUUAAUUUUUUUGUACAGACAUCACCUUUUCUGAACUUUAAAUGCCUACCUGCCUCCUGACAUUGUAAAAGGAAAGUGUGCACUCUGAAAACCUACUUAUGUCAGAGAUAAAUUUUUAACUGUACUCUCCAGAUUCCAGUGCCAUCAUUUUCACUGCAGCAGUGGAGAUAAAACAGACACCAGACAGAAAUAUUUCCUCUCAGCAAAGGAAGGUGCCUGCAGCUUGUAUAGCUCUGAGCACUCAAGAAACACUGCCAUAAAUGAACAAUUCAUCGUGUCUUCAGCCAUCGCCAGCUACCACCGUAGCUCUCCCCAUCAUCUACUCCUGCCUCCUUCCCCCUGGAAUCUUUGGGAACAUUCUGGCCGCCUGGAUAUUUUCACGGAAAGCGCCCACCCGAAGGACACAGUACAUUUACCUGGCCAACCUCGUGGCUGCAAAUCUGCUGGUUUGCAGCACCAUGCCCUUCCUGGCCGCCUACUUUGCGGACGGGCACCGCUGGCCCUACGGCUCGGUGGCGUGCAGGAUCGCCCAUCACCUGGGGACGCUGGUCAUGCACGUCAGCAUGUACGUGACCAUCGCCAUCCUGUGCUCCAUCGCCCUCAGCCAGUAUGCCACGCUGAAGAGGAACAGCGGCACACAGCCGUCCCCAGCUCUCCCAGGAAACCUCCACGGGCGCCUGCUGCACAAGUUCCGGCGGCCAAAAUUCGCUAAAUAUUUGUGUGUGGUUAUCUGGCUGAUCGUGAUGUGCAUAACGGUCACAGCCAUCAUGUACAACGCUCAGGAGAGGGCUCCCGCCGAGUUCCCCACGUGCUACAACAUCAGGGUAGAAGCUGGUGAACGUCCUGCAAUGAUUGCAGGUUCCCUUGCCACUGUGUGCUUCUUUUUGUCUUUUAUGACUGUUUUGUGGUCGUACUAUUCUCUUACCAGACAUCUGAGCAGAAUACAAAAAAACACCUGUAUUGGAGAAAAACAUCUAAUUUACAGAACAGUGAAAAGAAACAUUCUUGUCAUCCAGAUGAUAUUAACUGUCUGCUUUCUUCCACACCAUAUUUUUAGGCCAAUUUUCUAUGCACUGCUUACAUAUAAUGACUGUCCAAGGUUAAACUAUCUAGUGGAAAUUAAAAAUUUCCUUACUUGUCUUGCUGCUGCUAAAAGCAGUUUAGAUCCAGUUAUAACCCUUCUGUUGGAUAAAACAUUUAAGAAAAGUCUUUAUGGCCUGUUUACAAAAUCCACACCAGAACAUCAAAAAGGCAAUGAUGAUACUUUCACUGAAAUGGGAAGGCAUAUGGAAAGAUUUUCAUAGACUGUAAAUAAUAACAAACAAAAUCUAACUACCUUUAGGCAGGCUUUGAUAUAAAAUGGUAAAUAUUUAAAUAAAAUUGUAACAUACUGUAUUUUAUUUUCAAAUAAUCUUGCUUGCUACACCAACAUUAGCCAUAAUAAAUCCAAUGUGUUUACCCAAACUAAUCCAAGGAGUUUGUACAGUGAACAGUGUAAUAACCAUUCAUGCACAUAAUACAAAAGACAUUUUACAUUUGACCUAUGGACAGCUCCUUUUACCUAAAAAAAGUCAAGGAAGAAACCAAAAUCUAGGCUGAAGUUGAGGACCCAGUUCUCUCUUGUUAUCAGUAGGUGUUCUGGACACAGGCUUCCUUUACAUGAAUACUGAACAAAGCACACUUUCCUUGGGAUGGCUGAACCAUAACUGUGCUACACAUCCAAUGGCCAAGUAACUGCAAAACUGAGUUUUGCAGAUGGCAAAGUGCUGCUGGCAGGAAUGGCUUUAGAUCAUCAGCUGCAAGUCUGGGUGAGCACUACCAAAGUGCUCUUCUAAUUUGCACAGACACAAACUCAAACCCCACCACUUCUGUCCUUUCCUGAAGUACAU